AUGACCUAUCCCAGUCUGGCCUCUGGCGUUUUUGGGCAGGUUUGCAAAGGGCUCAGCGCCAAGCCGAGCUUUGCUCUCUUUGCUCUCUGCGCUGCCGUGAGCUGCUUGGCCCUGGCUCCGGUCAUUGCAACUAGUUGUGGGGACGAUACAGACUGCACCAAUGGGGCUACUUGCUGCAACGCUUCGUCAGGAGGGACUGGAGACCCCCAUUUCUUUCUUACUGUCCCCCAGACUGGCCAGCAGAUGACCUGGGAUUUCCAUGGUAUGGGCAACCAGAGCUACUGCAUGAUCUCAGACCACUCAAUCUGCUUGAACGCACACAUGUUCAACCUGCCUCCAGAUAUCAACAUCCUUCAUCGAGCAGCUAGCGCAGUGGACUCCUUUUUCGAGGGGACAUGGAUGGAUGCGAUUGGGAUCGUUUAUUCCACGCCAGAGAAUAAUGAUCAACAAGCGCUGGAGAUCGUACACAACCAAACCAGGGCGCGGGCUGCUUCUGACUCGGAAGAACCACUUGCUAUCCACUUCCUCGAGAAGGACACCGGGAUCUUGGUUCCGGACGGCGCGUCAACGUGGACCAGUCCCGAUGAGACGCUGACCAUUACUUACAAAUCCGAGAACCGAACCUUCGUGACGAUCUCCAUUCCGAAUCAGCUAAAGAUGGAUAUCUGGGUGGAGGUUGACAAGGAAAUCAUCUCCGAUCCUCCAAUCUACGGCCUCAGCUUUGACAUCCAAUCCAUUUCGAUCACGCCAGAAGUCCAUGGGUUCGUCGGCCAGAUGUAUGCGCCCGGGGCCAUUGAGGAGCGUCUGCGGAUGGGCACUCUCGAAGGCUUGCUGCACCGCGAGUACGUCGAAGGAAUGGAUGACGAUUACGCGACGUCCAAUCUGACGGCUACCGACUGCUUCUUCAGUCGCUUCAAAACGGCGGAAGCUGACGUCACGACGCGCACGUCAAUCGACGUCACCUCCACGCCUCCAAGGCUGUCCCUCACCGGCCGGCGGCUCCUCGUGGCCACGCCGCCGCAGUGCCAGUGUCAGUGCGGGGGCGGCCCCUGCACGGGCGGCCAGUUGUGCUGCAACAACGCCUGCGCUGACGUCAUGAGUGACUACCUUAACUGCGGCUCGUGCGGCCAAACCUGCUUUGGCGGGUCGUGCUGCGGGGGCGAGAGCAAAGACCUGACGAGCAACACCGACGCCUGCGGCUCGUGCUCGAACAAGUGCGCUUCGGGCGAGCUGUGCUGCGGUGCCCAGUGCGCCAAUUUGACAACCAGCACCAGCAACUGCGGCGGGUGCGGCCGCGCAUGCGGUUCCAGCGAGUCGUGCUGCGGCGGCAGCUGCUGCGCCGCGGGCAAUUCGUGCUGCGGGGAGACGUGCACCAACCUGAAGAGCGACACCCGCAACUGCGGCAUAUGCAACAAAGCGUGCGCUUCGGGCGAGACGUGCUGCGGGGGCGUGUGCGCCGACAAAGGGAGCGACACCGACAACUGCGGCGCGUGCGGCCAUAAGUGCGGUCCGAACGAGUCGUGCUGCUCGGGCACGUGCGCCAACUUGGCGACCAGCACCAUUUACUGCGGCUCGUGCAACCAUGCGCCAUGCGGUCCGGGCGAGGAGUGCUGCGCGGGUGUGUGCGCCAAUACUGAUAGCAACAGCAAUAACUGCGGGGACUGUGGCCAUAGCUGCCCUUUCACGAACCCUUACUGUAUUAAUGGGGCGUGCUAUUCUUCGAAUGAUGGGGGCGGUGGGGGCGGCAAUGUGCCUGGAAAGCGGCUUCGGCGCCGCGUCUAG
Molecule: messenger RNA, 1782 nt
Organism: Klebsormidium nitens
Lineage: Eukaryota; Viridiplantae; Streptophyta; Klebsormidiophyceae; Klebsormidiales; Klebsormidiaceae
Source: the annotation of a GenBank genome assembly